Messenger RNA from Nicotiana tabacum (common tobacco), 516 nucleotides. The record is from RefSeq and is a predicted model, not a curated record. Lineage: Eukaryota; Viridiplantae; Streptophyta; Magnoliopsida; Solanales; Solanaceae.
AUGCCCGGUUAUGCAAAGAUGAUGAAGGACUUGAUGUCUCGAAAGUUUGACUUUCAAGACUUGGAAACUAUGAGAUUGACUCAGACCUAUAGUGUUGUUGUGACAAGACCUAUAGUUGAGAAGUUAUCCAACCCAGGGAGUUUCACAAUUCCGUGCACCAUAGGCAACUAUGCUUUUGCUAAAGUUGGAAAUUUUGUGUUCCCGACAGAUUUUGUCAUUCUAGACUGCCAAGUUGAUGAGGAGAUUCCAAUAAUUUUGGGAAGGCCAUUCUUAGCCACAGGGAGAGCUCUGAUUGAUUGUGAAACUAGGGAACUAAAGAUGAGACUGAAUAAUGAAGAAAUAACAUUCAAUGUGCAGAAGUCCAUGCGACGACCCAGUGAGUUUGCUAAUUACUCUCUGAUUGAAGCAGUGGAUGUGAUCAUGGAGGAAGAAGAUAAGAUGCUUAAUGCAAAAGAUCCUCUAGCAGCCUGCCUCAUAAACCUAGAAGAGGUAGAUGGUGAAGACUUGGCGGAGUAG